AUGACACUGUUCCACAGAAAUGGUUCAAAUCCAUGUAGCAAUUCAGCUCCACAAAGAGCUUCCACACAUUGUUCCAGCGACUUCACUGGUGAUCAAAUAUAUGGCUCAGCCAAGCGGCUCAAGUUUACACUCCCAAACCAGAAUUAUCCACAACCAAGCAUUGGUGUCUCGUUCUUUUGGUUUGAGUGUUUGUUUGGAUGCUUUGAAUUGUGUUUCGAUCCCGAUUCCAGAUGGCCAGUCUGCCUUUUGGAUUUUGCCUGGGUUGACUUGCGGCUUAAAUCGAUGGAACUGGAAGACUUGAAGACUGAGCGGGUCGAGGCAUGCGAGUUGCAUCCUGAUGUUGUUGAAUGGUGCCCAGCUUCUGGACUUGAGGACUGGUUGGCUUGGGGCAUGUACGAACAUAAUGCAGAGACUGAUGAGCGUUGCGGGGCCCUUGUCAUUGCUUCUGUGGAAAGCGAAAAUGGCAUCACCUCCUUGAACAAGAACCAGAACAUACCUUGCCCUGGUGUCUAUGACAUUGCUUGGUUGCAGUCCACUGCAGCACUGGCAUGUGCUUGUGCUGAUGGUGCGCUGCGCCUUUGUCCACGAGGGAGUAGUGCAAUGGAGAUGUACAAGCUGAGUGAUGGAAUCCUCACCCAUUUGUGCUGGGGCGCUGGCGAGGCAGGUGGCUUGGUGGUGGUUGGGCAGGAUGGCGUGGUACACUACCUACUAGCAGCGAGUGAAAUACAAGAAGUUGCCAGUCGGAAGCAGCAUGAGCUCGAAGCCUGGUGUGUGGAGGUCUCCUCCAUGGACAAGAAUCUAAUCCUCACAGGUGCGGAUGAUGGGUUGCUACUUGCUUGGGAUCUCCGAAGCCCCGAUGUGGGAGCUCCAUUUCGCAAUCGACACGAGGCUGGGGUGACCUCCUUGGCCUCCAACCCGCAGAAUGCCUUUCAGGCCAGCUCCGGGUUCGGCGAACUUCGUCGACGACGUCGGACGUGGUCCUCUCUGGCAGCUAUGACGAGCGCUUGA
Durusdinium trenchii is the source of this 1008-nucleotide messenger RNA. The record is from the annotation of a GenBank genome assembly. Lineage: Eukaryota; Dinophyceae; Suessiales; Symbiodiniaceae.